ACAAUGCUUCAGAAGCACCUUCCGAUGUUGAAUAUACAAUACAAUUAUACCCUUCAAUCAUCAUCAUGGGUUUGUCUUCCCCUUCCCGGAAACCUCUUCCAAGUUGCUUUGCUUGCAGACAGUCUCGCCACGAUUGACUUGGAUUUGAUGUCAGCUUCUUCCUUUCUGCCUGGACCUUCCUCGUCCUCCUUCACUUUUGUCUUCCCAUGGCCUCUCUUUCUUCGAAAUCCCCCACUCCCACAACCCAGUUCAUAUAUCCGUCCCUCCCACCCUCUGGCGUACCCAUCUCACCUCUCCUCCCCCACCGCCUACUACAAUCUCUCAGGCCCUCCCCGCUUCCUUCGCGGUUCUUGGAUCUUCGCCGAUGGGGUCGCGCGGCCCGGCCUCGGCCCCGAGCUUCCACGACUUCUUGCCGGCCAUGGCCGAGAAGCUCGGCGGGGACGGCCUGAUCGGCGAACUGUGCAAAGGGUUCCGCCUCUUGAUGGACGGGGACAAGGGGGUCAUCACGUUCGACUCUCUCAAGAGGAACUCUGCUCUCCUGGGGCUGCACGGCCUGGGGGACGACGAUCUGCGGUCCAUGAUGAGGGAGGGCGACUUCGACGGGGACGGGGCGCUGAACCAGAUGGAGUUUUGCGUUCUGAUGUUCAGGCUGAGCCCUGAGCUCAUGGAGGACGCGGACUCGUUCUUGGAAGAUGCUCUUAAACAAAGAACUCAAGGCCUUUAGAUGAUGAUGAGGAUGAUCUCUAUCUCUCUUCUUCUUCUUCUUCUUCUUUUCUUUUUUCCUUUUUUGAGGAUAAGACCCGAAGGGCUGAACAUGGCUGCCCGGGGUGGGCUUUUACAAUUAAACCUGCAGAGCUUGUACCUUUGCAUCAAUGGUGGAUUCUCACUCUCUCUCUUUCUUUCUCAAAUAAUUUUUAUAGCUUUGAUCUUUGU
Molecule: messenger RNA, 933 nt
Organism: Syzygium oleosum
Lineage: Eukaryota; Viridiplantae; Streptophyta; Magnoliopsida; Myrtales; Myrtaceae
Product: calcium-binding protein KRP1-like
Exons: 1
Coding region: 365-724 (119 amino acids)
Molecular function (GO): calcium ion binding
Source: RefSeq, a predicted model, not a curated record